Gregarina niphandrodes is the source of this 1479-nucleotide messenger RNA. RefSeq lists its product as hypothetical. Lineage: Eukaryota; Apicomplexa; Conoidasida; Eugregarinorida; Gregarinidae. Bases 1 to 1479 code for a protein of 492 amino acids. The transcript is spliced from 2 exons. The record is from RefSeq and is a predicted model, not a curated record.
AUGCAGCCUUUAUUGAUUUUCGCACAAAUUAUUAUCAUGACCGACAGCAGAGAUAUCGUUGCUCAGCUUAUGGAAGAGGUGGAAAGGGAGAAAAGGAGGCGAGUAGAGGAGGUGGAAAGGUUGGAGGAGGAGGUGGGAGUGGAGAAAAGAAGAAGGGCGGAAUUGGAAGAGGAGCUAGCAAGGUUGGGGGGUCCUGUAACAGAAACGACCCCUGCCGCUGUGCCAAUAGGAGGUUAUGCCUCGCAGCGGUUGGUGGAUUGCAAAGCUGCAUUUUGCGAUAGGUACGUAUCCAGAGAGGGAAGUCUUUCUCCAGAGACCUUCAUGAGCAUCAUGACCAUCGCAGCAGACCAGGGAGCCAGUACGUCGGUGGGGGCUUUGACCCAGUCUAGUGGGUGGGGCAAGUCCCGGUUCUUCUUUGAGGUGAGCCAGAAGUUUAGGUGCCUCUACAUUAGCAUGGGAGACAGCGCUAGUACGUACCCCAAGCAAACUGACAAUUAUGUCCCAUUGGGAAGGAUUCUGGGAGCUGACGGUUCAGAUCCGGAUCUGGUGGUGAGCCAUCUUAUGAAUUGCCUAGCGCAGUACUUGAACCGUGCCAGUGAAGACGCUUAUAUCCGGGCGCUCACCAACACUGAAUGGUUUGCGUACCAGUUGGAGGAGUGGAACCCUGGCUACGACGUGAAAAUUGUGGAGAAAGUUUUGCCACCCCUGUCGCGGGCAGAUGCCAGAACCAACUUGGCGGCUGCUAUCAGCACAUUUAAGGGCUGCUACCAGGUGGGCUGCGCACUAAUCUUGUGUGACGAAGCAGCUGCUUUGCUGAAGCCUUUCGGCACCACAGGGCCACCUCAAUUCAGGUUGUUCCGACGCGCCUUUACCUUAAUGGGCAUCACGGCUUGCUUUGCCAGCACUCAGUCCAAGGUCCAAAACUUCGCCCCCGCUCUCCAUAGGGAUGAGUCCUAUAAGGAGUAUACUUUGACCAGAUUGGAGCAACCGUGGAUGCCUUCGCCCUUUCUCGCCAUCAAUCCAGUUGACCUAAGGGUCGACGCGGUGCCGUAUCCGCUGUCCCUAGGCGACCUGCACAGUGCACGAAAUUUGGCACAAUUUGGGCGACCGUUGUGGUGGUCCUUCGCUCGACACAUGACUUCGAAUGACACCGAUUCGACAAGUGUGCUGCUGGCGAUAGCUCGCGACAAACUCAAUUUCGCACAUGGGGAGUGGGCGGGCGUAGCCGCUGUCAUGAUUGUCGCAGCCGUGAAGCCGACUCCGUCCGUUGAAUUGGCGGAAAACCUGGUCCACAGCCAUAUGGCAACCCUAGUGCACGUUUCUAAGAAUCGGGAGUUGUUGUAUACGGAAUAUGCUUCAGAGCCCUAUUUGGCCGAAGCGUCGUGCAUGUACCUCCAAAGAUCCUUUGGUCCGGCAUUGAAGCAACUAAUUCGGGCAUUGCCCGACUAUGUCUUGUACUUGCUGGGUUCCGUUGUUUAG